Pochonia chlamydosporia 170 is the source of this 1368-nucleotide messenger RNA. RefSeq lists its product as hypothetical. The record is from RefSeq and is a predicted model, not a curated record. The transcript has 2 exons. Lineage: Eukaryota; Fungi; Ascomycota; Sordariomycetes; Hypocreales; Clavicipitaceae. Gene Ontology annotation, molecular function: protein dimerization activity. The coding region runs from base 1 to 1368 and encodes 455 amino acids.
AUGGACAACGCUAGCUCGAACGAUAAAAUGCUACGGUAUAUCUCGGAGAGGAUAGCCGACUUCCAUCCCGUUUUGCGCAGGGUACGCUGUAAUGGCCAUAUUAUCAACCUGGCAGUACAAAGCUUUCUCUUCUCGCCAAAGAGGUCAAAGCGAAGCCAAAGCCAGCAUGAGGAGGACGACGCAAUUGAAUUGGCGAUCACGGAGACUCGAGGGCUGUCCGAAGCAGAAAAGCAAAGCAAAAUGACACAAGAGAAGCUCGCAGAGGAGUGGCGGAAGCACGGCGCGCUAGGCAAGCUUCAUAAUCUUAACGUUUGGUAUCGUGCUUCUACGGCUCGAUAUCAGGAGUUUACCAGCAAAGUUGGUAGGGCUAUCCCCCUGGACAACGAAACACGCUGGAACUCUUGGGCCAUUGAGGUCGCAGUCGCACUGUCAAAGAGAAAGGAGAUCAAUAGCUGGCAAGAGGACCAUCACAGCGAAUUAGGUGAAGACAGGCUGGAAUUUAAAGACUGGCAGGAGCUGCAGCAAGUCGAUGAGUUUCUCCAGCCAUUUUUGAGCGCCACCAAAGGCACUGAGGGUGAGGAGAGUUCUUUGGAUGAUAUGCUAAUGUCUAUGGACUUUUUGAUUGAGCAUUUCAAGUUACAGAAGGAAAAGCAUAAGAAUAACCCUCAGAUGACGACUAGGAUCUUGGCGUCAUGGUUCAAGUUCGACAAGUAUUACCAGCUAACCGAUGACUCUCCAAUUUAUGCUGCCGCCGUCCUUCUCAAUCCUGCCCUUCGUAGGGCAUACCUAGACUCUGCAUGGUCUCAUCAAACGGCCUAUAUCGAGCCGGCAGUUGAACAAGCCAGAGAGAUGUGGACGCAAAGCUUCAAACCCAUGGUAACAACAACGACGGAAGAAGCUCUGGCAGCCAUUAAAGAUCCUUUUCAGCGGUUUCGAGCAAAGGCAACAGGCUUUGUUUCCAUCAAAGACGAAUUCGACGACUUCAUCAACGCAAAUCCGCAUCCAAUUGGCUCUCAGUCUCCUUUAGAAUGGUGGCUUGAACCAUCUCGCGGAGCACUCGAUCCAAACCUGCAACAAAUGGCCGUAACAGUAUUCACUAUCCCACCGAUGUCGGCAGGUCCAGAGAGGGUGUUUUCGGGCACACGGCAUACAAUUGCACCAGAACGCGUAAGGCUAGGCGCCAAGAUGGUAGAAAUGACAGAGUGCGUUAAGAGCUGGGUGCAUAUCAGGCCAGGCAGAGCUCGCGCGGUAAUUUCUGGGGUGUUUCGCAACUCUCAACACGCGGAUGACGCCCUUGGAGUGCUGCAAGAAGACAGCCACAGAGAAGAGGCUAGUGAAGCUGAGGUUAGUUUGGAACAAAGUGACUAG